Messenger RNA from Epinephelus lanceolatus (giant grouper), 2256 nucleotides. It is a transcript of the gene ccdc28b, whose product is annotated as coiled-coil domain containing 28B. The record is from RefSeq and is a predicted model, not a curated record. Lineage: Eukaryota; Metazoa; Chordata; Actinopteri; Perciformes; Serranidae.
UAAAGACGACAGCUCCGCACGAGCCGAGCGCAUCGAUGCCGCGCGCGGCUCUUUACAUUUCAUCAGUAAUUUUCAGCGGUGCUGCGGAGUCGACUCACCAGCACUAUACUGUAUGAAGACUGCUGUAAAUAAAGUGUACUUUGACGUUUUUAAAUGGCGGGAGGAGAAAUGCGACGCCGUGCUCAGCCAGGUUGCUCUCUGGUGCGUAAUUGAUUCGAGUGGAGAAUCCUGAGCUGCAGCGCUAAUUUUGGCACAGUCAGAAUCCUCCAUCCUUCUCUCAGGGAGGGGGAAGGCUGCUGGUUUUGAACUUCCUACCUUUGUUGCUGCGAAGGGACAUCCUGUACACCAGCCAGGCAGUGCCCUCCUCAUCAUCUCACCCCCGGAGACCUUCUCUUUAAAGAUAAAUAAUCAUGGAGGACAAACGCAAGAAGCGGAGCCCAAAGGUGUCUCUCCCGCAGCCUCCUCCUCCCCCCAUCAACCCCCGCAAACUCUCCGUCCUGCCUGCCAGCAAAAGUGCCACCUUCUCUCUUGGCCUGCCGCAGCCCCCCUCCCCCAAGAACAGAGGCAAAUUCAAGAGGUCGAUAGGAGCGCCAGGGCAGCCCAAAGAGGUGUUUACAGCCGUCGUAGCUCCACCAAAGACCGCCAGCAGGCCCCACAAGGAGAAGCCCAGGGCCCCCCAGCCUGCCGGGCCCAGUAAAGUAGUCCAGUCUUCCCCCCUGCAGCACUCCUUUCUCACAGAUGUCUCAGAUGUGAGAGAGAUGGAAGGAGGCCUCCUCAACCUCCUCAAUGACUUUCACUCAGGCAAACUACAGGCUUUCGGUAAAGUUUGCUCCUUUGAGCAGCUGGAGCAUGUACGUGAAAUGCAGGAGAAGCUGGCCCGACUGCACUUCAGCCUCGACAGCCAUGUGGAGGAGCUUUCAGAGGACCAGAGGAAGUGUGCCUCCGACCACAACCUGGAACACCUGCUGUGUAACCUGGAGGAGCUCAGCACGUCAAUACAAAAGCUCCACUUGGCUGAGAACCAGGACCUGCCCAAGACACCUGGUCCCUGACAAAGUGAGGCGCGGAGCACAGCGACCACACACUCAUCUUCUCCCAACAUCUAACCAGUCCAGGUUGCCAUGGAAUUGAUCCAGCUGCCUUAGUAACAGAAUGGAAAGAUCCACAGGAAGAGGAGGAGGAGCUAUUUUUCCGUUUGGUCGGUGAAGCCGAGGGAACAAUAUAGUGACUCAAAGCAGCAGAGCAUUAAAUGAACACUCAACCAAAACCAUAAAGCCCUCAUUCAUGGCACAAGAAAUGAUCAGAGGGUUUACUUAACAGUUGUGUUUGAUAAAAUAUGUUGUGUUUAAGUUUUCGACAUGGUCAAGGAAUUAGUAUCAUCAUUUUCAAACAAUGCAGGUGCACUCUUUGGUUAUCUAUUUGUGUUCCAAUUUCCGUCACAAAAAGCACAUUUCAUGACAGUUGAAGAAGUUGUAUGUAUUUCAUAGUAUGCCUUUUGUCUUUUGCAUCAUUCGCAAAGGGAAGAAAUUUGAGCCAUACUUAAGUAGCAAACAUAUUUGGCCCUUGUCGACAACACCACUGUGGUUAGCUCAGAAUUUUAAAGGGAGUUUUCACUUUUGCUAUUAUCCUGAAUAUGCUCCGCCAUUUUUAUAGCUUUGCUUUGAAAGUUUAAUACUUAAAAAGCAGGCUGGAUUUACUAAAAGCUGGGUGACCUUUGAUAUAACUGUUUAAAUGGACUGUGUGAGAAGACACUAAAUCUAUGGUGAAUGAACUUGUAUAAUGGUUUAUAUGUUAUACCAAUGUGCAGCACACCUACUGUUUUUGUUGACACUGAUCGGUUAACAAAACUUGAGUUCAUCAGUGCUUUAUCAGGGUUGCCUUCAGGCUCAGUAGCAGCAUCCCUCAGAGCAUGAGCUCAUCCACCCUGCUGUUGAAAUGCUGUAAAAUCACCUACUGUAACACGUGGGUCAAAGGACACUCACUUGUCUCUCAUGAUACUGUGUUGGAUAGCAGAUAGCAGAGUAAUGUGGCUGGCAUAAAUCUCUGAACAGUACAAUUUAAAAAAUUGGCAGCUACUUUUAUAGUUAAAAGUUUCGGGGAUGACAGUAUGAUUUGCGUUUUAUUUAAUUUCAACCUUGGUAGUAAUGUACCUUGGCCAUACUAUUUAAUUCCUGACAAGCCAAUUAAAGUGAUAAUAGUGAUCCGUCUGAAACAUCGAAGCAUUUGUGCAUUUUGGUUAUUAAACAUGUAAUAUGA